AUGUCCGACACUACCAAGUCUCCUGUUCCCGGCGCUGCCGCAGAGGGCCCCAAGUUCACCGAGCGUGAGCUCCAGCUUCUCGGCUGGGCCAUGCAGUCCCUCAAGUCAGGCCCUCCUGAGAUCGACAACGAGAAGCUCGCCGCUUUCGCGGGCAUGUCUAAUCCCCGCUCUGCCAGCAACGCCUGGGCGAACAUCAAGAAGAAGCUGAUGAUGCCCAGCGACGGCAGCGCACCGCCAACUCCCAAGAAGGCUGCUGGGCGCAAGAAGAAGGACGAGGCCGGCGAGGACGGCGAGGACACACCCAAGAAGACUCAUCGCAAGCGCGCCAACCAGGAGCCCGAGGACGGCGACGCUUCACCCAAGAAGAAGGGUCGCCCUGCUAGGCCCAAGCCUAAGCAGGAGCCCGAGGAGGAGACUUGUAAGUAG
Messenger RNA from Macroventuria anomochaeta, 426 nucleotides. RefSeq lists its product as uncharacterized. The transcript is spliced from 2 exons. Lineage: Eukaryota; Fungi; Ascomycota; Dothideomycetes; Pleosporales; Didymellaceae. The record is from RefSeq and is a predicted model, not a curated record. Bases 1 to 426 code for a protein of 141 amino acids.